ACUACGCUGUACGGCGGAAAGUACGACAAUCCUCAAGACCUCCUAAUGGCCCCCUCAACUACCGUCCCGAGUGUCGCGGACAUCGAGGUCCCGGAGACCCUCCUCAAGAAGCGCAAACAAAAUGAAAAGGCUCGGGAGGAGCGCCUCGCUGCUGCAGUUGCUGCCCGCAAGGCAGCCAAGGCAAAGCGAAAGGUCGUCUUCAAGCGUGCCGAGGCACAUGUGAAGGAGUACCUUUCUAAGGAGAGGGAGGAGAUCCGACUCAAGCGUGCUGCCCGUACCGCUGGCGACUUCUAUGUCCCCGCGCAGGCUCGCGUUUACUUCGUUGUCCGUAUUCGUGGUAUCAACGAGAUUGCACCUAAGCCCCGCAAGAUCCUCCAGCUCCUGCGUCUCCUUCAAAUCAACAACGGCGUCUUCGUUAAGGUCACCAAGGCCACUGAACAGAUGCUCCGUCUCGUUGAGCCUUACGUCACUUACGGUGAAGCCAACCUGAAGUCUGUUCGUGAGCUCAUCUACAAGCGCGGUUACGGCAAAGUCGACAAGCAGCGCAUCCCCCUUUCCGAUAACGGUGUCAUCGAGGCGUCACUCGGCAAGUACGACAUUCUUUCCGUGGAAGAUCUCGUCCACGAAAUUUUCACUGCCGGACCCAACUUCAAGCAGGCAUCCAACUUCCUCUGGCCUUUCAAGCUCUCCAACCCCACUGGCGGCUGGAGACAAAGGAAGUUCAAGCACUACGUCCAGGGCGGUGACUUCGGUAACCGUGAGACCAACAUCAACACGCUCAUCCGACAGAUGAACUAGAUUAUUGGUGGAGGGAUGUUGCUGUGUCGAUGCGGGAUUGAGGUCGCAGGGCCAUACUUUUACCAUCGAGGGGGGUUAUGCUUGGCAUGCGCUUUGACUUGCUAUUAUUCUCUGUAUCCUGUAUGCCCAUAUGACGACCCACACAAAACAUGUUUGCAGAGCAUGCUCUUCGUCUAUCUUACGUAUAUGUGAAUUAAUGGUGCGACGGCUUCAAUAAAGAACAACGCUUAAAUAGUGC
This is a messenger RNA of Somion occarium, 1036 nucleotides long. The record is from the annotation of a GenBank genome assembly. Lineage: Eukaryota; Fungi; Basidiomycota; Agaricomycetes; Polyporales; Cerrenaceae.